Molecule: messenger RNA, 513 nt
Organism: Microthlaspi erraticum
Lineage: Eukaryota; Viridiplantae; Streptophyta; Magnoliopsida; Brassicales; Brassicaceae
Source: the annotation of a GenBank genome assembly
AUGACGAGCGUGAGUGGGUGUGGCUCAGUGAGCCUGAUUACUAACCGCAGUGCGUUCUUCGGAAGCGGACUACAACACCGUGCCGUUUCUCUUAAGCCAUGGUCUUCUUCUUCGCUUCCGUCUCGGUCCAUGGUGGUCGAAUCCAAAACCAAAACCAGCACCGAAGACAGAACCGCCCGACAUUCUCGCAUCCGUAAGAAGGUUAACGGUACAACAGAGAGGCCAAGGCUCUGCGUUUUUCGUUCAAACAAGCAUCUUUACGUUCAAGUGAUUGAUGAUACAAAGAUGCACACUUUAGCUUCAGCUUCCACCAAGCAGAAACCUAUCUCUGAGGAGUUCGAUUACACCUCUGGACCUACCAUUGAGGUAGCGAAGAAAGUUGGGGAAGUGAUAGCAAAAUCAUGCUUGGAGAAAGGGAUCACGAAGGUGGCCUUUGACCGUGGUGGUUACCCUUACCAUGGACGCAUUGAAGCUCUUGCCGCCGCAGCACGUGAACACGGUCUUCAGUUUUAA